Messenger RNA from Phaethon lepturus (White-tailed tropicbird), 2203 nucleotides. RefSeq names its product vacuolar protein sorting-associated protein 13A-like. NCBI's taxonomy places the organism in Eukaryota, Metazoa, Chordata, Aves, Phaethontiformes, Phaethontidae. The transcript has 21 exons. Gene Ontology annotation, cellular component: extrinsic component of membrane. The record is from RefSeq and is a predicted model, not a curated record. Gene Ontology annotation, biological process: protein retention in Golgi apparatus; protein targeting to vacuole; autophagy. The annotation marks the transcript as partial.
GAGCCGUAGCACUGAAGAAUCUUGAAAUAAAAGAAAAUGCAUUGAGUCAGCUGGAUGUGCCGUUUAAAGUUAAAGCAGGACAUAUCAGUCAACUUAACCUACAGAUACCAUGGCAAAACCUUUAUACUCAACCUGUUGAGGCAGUUCUUGAUGGAGUUUAUUUGCUUAUUGUGCCCACAGCCAGCAUAAAAUAUGAUGCUGAAAAAGAAGCCAGGCAGCUCUUGGAAGCAAGACAAAGGGAAUUGCAAAGGAUAGAAGAAGCAAAGCAAAAAAUAGCUGACCAAGAUAAAGUAAAAGAAGAGAAACAAGACACUUUUGUAGAAAAACUAGUCACUCAGGUUAUCAAAAAUCUUCAGGUGAAAAUUUCCAACAUCCAUAUUCGCUAUGAAGAUGAUAUCACAAAUCGGAAUAACCCCUUGUCAUUUGGGAUUUCACUGCAGAAUUUAAGUUUGCAGACGUCGGAUAAGAAUUGGAAUCCAUGUUUACAUGAUGAAACUGCAAAGUUGUUCUACAAGCUUGUACGACUGGAUAACCUUUUUGCUUACUGGAAUGUGAAAUCGGAGAUGUUCUACCAUGGUGGUUGUGAUGAAUCGUUGGUUAACUUAAAACAGGGCAUUGCCAGCCACAACGUAGUUCCAGAGGGUUAUGAUUUUGUAUUCCGCCCAAUUUCAGCUAGAGCCAAACUCCUUAUGAAUCCUCGAUCUGAUGUUGACUUUUCAUCACCGAAAAUGGAUUUAGAUGUAAAUUUACAGGAUAUAACUGUUGAAUUCAAUAAGCCACAGUAUUUCAGUGUAAUGGAGCUUCUUGAGUCUAUUGAUAUGAUGACGCGAAAUCUGCCAUACAGGAAGUACAGACCUGAUGUUCCAUUGCACAACAAUGCCAAGACGUGGUGGAAAUAUGUUAUUUAUGGCAUCCUUGAAGUAAAUGUUCAACCUAAGCUCCAAAUGUGGUCAUGGGAACAUAUUCGGCACCAUAGGAAACAAGUGAAGAACUAUAAAGAGAUGUAUAAAACAAAGAUAACGUCAAAAAAACCUAAUGAAGAAAUCUUAAAAUUGUUAGAGGAAUUCGAAAAGGCCUUGGAUAUUUUUAACAUCACUCUAGCAAGGCAACAAGCAGAAGUUGAGGCAACUAAAGCUGGAUUAAAAAUCUACAGACCAGGAGUAAAACAAGAUGAUGAAAAUUCUGGUGGCUGGUUUAGUUGGAUAUGGAGCUGGUCAGGUGAAAAAAAGGAUGAACAAAAACAAGAAGUAAAGGGUUCAAGUCUUGAAGAGUUGAUGACACCUGAAGAGAAGGCUAAACUUUAUGCAGCAAUUGGAUACAGUGAAACAGCUGUGGAUCCAACACUUCCAAAAUCGUAUGAAGCCAUGAAGUUCUCUGUGAAGUUACUAAGCAUGUCUAUAUCAAUAAGAGAAAACAAGCAAACUCCUGAGCUGGUAGAAUUUGCAUUAACUGGCUUGAGUACAGUAUUUACCCAACGACCAGGUGCACAAGCAAUAAGAUUUGAAACCAAAAUUACCUCACUUGAAGUUACAGGCAUGUCCCGAGAAAAAUGUACACCCCGUCUCCUAUCUUCUCGAACGGUCUACACGGACAAGAGUACCUCACUCCUAAGCAUAAUGUUUGAGACUAAUCCUUUGGAUGAGAAAGCAGAUCAGAGGCUUAGAAUAGAAUCACAGCCACUGGAAAUAGUAUAUGAUGCAAUGACAAUAAAUAGCUUAGUGGAUUUCUUCAGGCCUCCGAAAGAUGUACAUUUAGAGCAAUUGACAUCAGCAACUCUGAUGAAGCUUGAAGAGUUCCGUGAAAAAACAUCAACAGGAUUGUUGUAUGUUAUUGAAACCCAGAAAGUUCUUGACCUCAAAAUUAACCUCAUGGCUUCAUACAUCAUUGUUCCACAAAAAGGAUUCUAUGACAGUACGUCAAACUUAAUACUUCUGGAUCUUGGUAGUCUUAAGAUGAAAAGCAAAAGUCGUUCUGAUUUAUCAGAACUCAAAGUAGGACACAGCACUAUUGAGGAUAUAAUGUCAAGAGCUUAUGACAGUUUUGAUAUCCAGCUCAGCAGUAUACAGUUACUGUACAGCAAACAUGAUGAAAACUGGCAAGAGGCUCGGAAACUGAAAUGUUCAUCUCAACAUAUCUUGCAGCCCUUGGAUGUAAAAGUGGAGUUUAGCAGGGCUAUGGUUGUUACAGAUGCAAGAAUGCCCAA